Messenger RNA from Drosophila sulfurigaster albostrigata, 5673 nucleotides. RefSeq names its product tRNA (32-2'-O)-methyltransferase regulator THADA-like. Bases 66 to 5420 code for a protein of 1784 amino acids. The record is from RefSeq and is a predicted model, not a curated record. The transcript is spliced from 7 exons. Gene Ontology annotation, biological process: tRNA methylation. Gene Ontology annotation, cellular component: cytosol. NCBI's taxonomy places the organism in Eukaryota, Metazoa, Arthropoda, Insecta, Diptera, Drosophilidae.
AGUUGUCAACACGCGGCUAGUGGGCCGGCAUUUUGUUAUUUUCAUUUGGAACUUGCCGAAAUAAAAUGAAUGACUUGAGUUUGCGCGUAACUGCGCUUAAAUUAUGCGCACAUCCAAAACUUUUUGCCGAAAUGCGUUCGGCGCCCGUGCGCAUGCCAAUAAAAUGGCAAAAUUCUCAGGAGGAUUAUGUGCAGCAAUUUGCGGCAGCCACCACAUGCAACGAGCAGAUCACGGUAGUCAAGGUGAUCUUUGGGAAAGCUGAAGCAUUUGCAUUUCUUGCCGAUUUACUAUUUGUUUGUCCCCUUAAGCAUCCAGUGCGUGGCAUUCUAAAGAGACUCUUCUCGAGCAACGAGGUGAACAAACGCAAUAAUGCCAUACACACCAAGGAUGCCAUGCUACGAGUCCUGCGCGAUGCACUGCAGCAGCUGGCGGAGCAAAUUGCCGACAGCAAUAUAAACAUUGAUACGCUGAAUGAUGUCCUUGUCUCUGUUGGAGCUUGUCUGCAUAGUUUUGCCUUUGGCCGCGAUGCGUUGGCCAAGGAGAUUGACGCGUUUAUUCCCUUGCUGCCCCGCGUCUUGAGACGCUACUGGACUUCGAUUAGCGAGGCUACUGUAGAGUUGUCGCCAACGCGACGCAACGAAUUUUAUUUGUUUAUACAGAAUCUGUUGCGAUUCUAUGUCAAUUUCAUGGUGGACCUCAAACAGUUUCUUGUGCCACAGCAGUGCGAACCGUUGCGUCUCAUUAGCGAGCUGGCCGCAAGCGUGGCACGUCACUUGGACACGCCGUGGAAUGUGCGUUCCAUUGCCGGCUUGGCCAUUGGACACAAUGCGCGAUUCUUCAACGAUUUCGACGAGUAUAUGCGCAGUUGUCAUGCGAUCAGCGCUUUUGAGGAGCUGCCCAUCAAAGCGGCGUCAUUGCUGGUGCUGCAGAAGACCGAUUAUGUCGAGCGUGCAGUGCAGGCGUUGGAGAUUUUGAAGAGCAUCAUCGAUCAGGUCAAUGCAGCCGGUGAUGUGACCAAUCUGCUUGUCUAUAUGUCCAAGCAUUUGCACACCUAUUCGAAAUCAUUGUCGUGCAUUGUGCUGCAGGAUCGUCCGCUGGUCAUCUACAAUCUGAUACUCGUGCUGCUGUUGAAAUUCGCUCUGCAGCACAUUGGCAGCAGCGUGAAGUCCAUACGCCACAUGGCCGCCAGUCUGUUGCAACAGGUGCUGAUCCAUGCCAAGGCGACGGGACAGACGAGCAUCAAGCAACAGGUGUUCGCGCAGCUGGGACGCGAGCAUAUACCGCUGACCUCGUUGUGCCUCAUUGUGCAGCAGCUGGUGGAGAUAAUGGGCACCAGAGAUGUGCUAUUCCAUUGCCCGGCCGUGUUUCAAAAGAUCUUUCUCUUCUACCUGGGACUCGAUGACAAUGUCAACUCAUUGUACAAGUCUAUGAUGACGGUCGCCCACAAGGAGGAGAACUUCAAGGACUGGUACAACAUUUGGGUCGUGACGCUGCUGCGUCAGGCUCAACCGUACAACGAGCGUUUCGCGGUAAUAGAACGCCUCAUCAAGAGCACCGUGGAGCUGGACGGUCAAGUGCUCGGCGAACUCUGUCAGUACAAGAAUCUAACGCUCAGCACCAAACUGGCAGCGAUGUCGACAGCACGUCGUCAUGGCCAACAGCAAGCGGUUAAGCAGCUACUCGGUGAACUCUCGAUACAGAUCAAUCAGGCAAUGAUGGGCUUCGACGAUAACACACGUCUGAUGGCCUUGGCAUUUGUGGUGGAGACGCCGCGUCUUAGUGAACCGUUUUCACAAUUCGAGAUCGAUGCCAUCAUGUGUUUUCUGCAUCACAAUUGCAACACGCCGAACGCUCACGUGCGGCAAAUUGCACGCGGUCUGCUGCAGAAGGGUUUCAAGCGGCUCGAAUUGAAUCUGGCGCAGCAGCUGAAGGAGAAGGGCGGUGCGGAGCAGCUGCAGCUGCAGCAUCAGCCACACACUCAUAUACUCAGCAAGUUCGUCAACGAUUUGCUAACUCUGCUCUCGCUGAAUCUGUUUCCCACUGCCAACUACGGACGGCGUUGGAUAUCGAUGCAAUUGAUUGGCGAUCUAUUGGAUUUGCUCGAACGUCUGCGUCUGCAACAAUUCUAUCAAUUGCCAGCGAUUGCGUUGACCUAUCUGGAGCAUUGUCUGCGCGACAGAUACGAGGACAACAAGCUGUUGGCUGCCGGGAUUUUGGCCAAAUUGCAGCCAUGCAUACAACUGAAACCGUUGGACAUAAUGCAACAUUUGGUGUCGCAACGUCCGCCCGAUUCGGUGACGGGUGCGUAUCAGCUGCAGGUCUAUUGCCAGGCCCACCAAGUGGCUGUGGAGUUGCCCGAGGAGCUGUUGCAGCACGUUCGCGAAUUGCCCGAGGUGCAGCCACGUUACUAUCUGGUGUUGCAAUGGUGUCUGCGCGAGUUGCGCGCAGGCAUUGCGAUGGCUGAGGUGGAUCUGACGCAGACGGCGCGACACAAUCCGAUGUAUGGACUGCUCUUUGCCAGCCGGCAUUUGCUGCAGCAGUUGAAGCUGACAGAGCUGGCCGAGGAGGCGUUGUGGCGUCAAUAUAUCAACGAGUUGCUCGAGGCCAGCAUGGGAGUCAGCGAACUGAUGCUGACGGUGGUGGCGAGCGAGUCACCCGAGGGACAUGUGCCAACUGCAGAGACUGCAGAGGAGGAGCAACCAGAGGAGGAGGAGCAACAAGCAGAGGAGGAGGAGGAGGAACAAGUGGAAGACACAGAUCAAGCAAAGGCAGCUGCAGAGGCCGCUGCCGCUGCUCACACGUUGACCUCACAGCUGGUGCUGUUGUGCGCCUGGCGUAGCAUCAAGGAGGUGUCACUCAUCACCGGCGAACUCGUGCACAAUGCGCCACUGCAGCAGGAGCAACAGCAACAGAAGCAGCCACAACAUCUGCUCAGUCAACAGCAGGUGGCACAAAUUGGCGAACACUUUCUGCUGCUGCUGUCGGAGAUCAAGCAUCGCGGCGCCUUCGAGCAGGCCUAUGAGGGAUUCACGCUACUCUGUCGCCGCUUCUGGCACAGCGAUGAGCCGGCAUUGAAUCAGCUGCCACAACAAUGGCUGGACGAGGCAAUGGCCUUGGUGGCGGGCAGCGAAGGCGCCGGCGGCGGCGGCAACAAGAUUUGCCCCACACGACGCAGCGCUGGCGUUCCCUACAUGCUGCAGGCACUGAUCUGCACCGAACUGAAGCUGGGCACGCACAACACCUUCAGUCGCAGCAUGAAACUCCUUCUCGAGGUGUGCGAACGCCGUGAACCCGGCUCCGCUGCGUCCACGGCUCGCAGUCAUGCGCUGAACAUCAUGCGUGCGCUGUUCCGUUGCAGCGAAUUGUCGGAGCUGGUGGGCGAGUUCAUUGGCCGCGGCGUCAGAUGUGCGUUGGAGAGUCUCGUGGCCAGCGAAUGGGCCGAACGCAAUCGCGCCACGUUGCUGCUGUCCGCCCUGAUUGUGCGCAUCUUUGGCGUGGAGCGGGCACGCAACGAAGUUGGCGAUUUGCAUUUGCGCAAUCGCAUGACCGGACGCAUUUUCUUCACUCGCUAUCCGGCGCUCUUCGAUUACUUUCACACGAUGCUGGGUCAGGCGGCAUCGCGACAGUUCGUCCAGUCGACUGGCGGUCAAACUGUCCAGCUGGAGGCCAUGCUGCAGUUCCUCAGUCGACUCUAUCCCUCGACACUGGAGGGCAUCGAAAAUACACUGAGUCUUAAUGAAUUUGUGUCCUUCCUGCAGCGCAUCUGUUGUGUGCACGAUUAUAUGACACGUGUGAGAGCCAGCCAGGUGUUGGCCAAUUUUACCAGCAUCAAGACGGCCAAGGAGCGAAUUGCGCAUAUUCUAAUGGUGCUCAACUUGAAGCAUUUCAAGCACAAGCCGGUAAGACGACUCUAUGCCAAGGACUUGAAUGCAGUUCAUGGCCAUCUGCUGCAGUUGCUGGAACUGUAUUGGAUUGUGUGGAAGGACAGCAAACUGAUGUCUGCCAUGCUGCACACAGUUGCCCAAUUGGCGCUCACCGUAUUCGAUGAGGAUAUUUAUCUGUUCAACGCCGCCUUGAAUGUGCUGAUUGCCAUACUACAAGAUGCCAACGAUGGGAUGUCUAUCAAUGAUAAAUUGUUGGCACUGUUGCAGCGCAUUUACGCACUGGAUCAUGCAACAGUUUAUGAACGCUGCAAUAGUUACACGAUAUCACCGAAGUUCUUUGAGGUCUAUGGCCUCCAUUUGCAUCGGAUCACACAAAAUGCGGACGUCAUACUCGAGCACAUGGUUAAGACGCUGAUCAAGCCCAAGGAGCAGCAACGUCCAGAGAUGCAACAAUUCGCCAUCGAUCUGUUUUUGCAUCUACUCUCCGAUCAGGCGAAUAAUGUGCGCUGCACACGUGGCAUAAUCGAUAGCUUUGAAUUGAAGAACUUUCAAUUCGAUCCCGAUGCUUUGGCCUAUUGCAAGGCACUCGGACUCAAGGUGCGUAUCGAACUCAAUGUGCUUACCGGGCAAUUGCGUCAGCGUCGCGAGCUCAUCGACUUUGCGCUGCAGCUGGCCAACGAUGUGGUAAAGGAGCGCGGACAUUCUCCGCAAUUGGGGAGCACAGUUUACACGUUGCUCUCGCUAUUGGGCGACGAACUGGAGCUGCCAAUCACUGAGCUGUUGGAGCGUCGCAACUGCGACAUUGAACCCGGUUUGGUGUUGUGCGUGACGCGUCAGGUUAUGUUGGAGAAUAUACGAACGCUGGAGGGGGAAGAGUAUCAGCAAUUUUGGCUAAACAUUUUACACUAUGCACUGGACAUCAGUGAUCCCAAGCAGAAGCCAUAUCUGCGCUAUAAGGCUGCCCAACUGACCGAUCGCAUUGGGAUACACAUUCGACAAUUGUUUCCCACGGGCAAUGUCCAAAUUGUGGGCAACUAUAUACGUCUGGUGCUCCAGCUGCUGGUGGAUGAGUCCGAUCUGGUGCGAAAUUGUGCUGCCGAAAUGGUCGCAAAUAGUUGCGGGGAGUCGGAUCAAGCCGUCGCCACAUUCGCCAUGCUGCCAACGACAGCGGAAAUCUAUUUCCUGAAACAUGUGCUGCAUAGUCUGAAGCGAUUUGAGAACGAUGGCACCUUCCUAAUCGGCAUAUUCAUCACCGCCGUCGAGCCAUUUGUGAGCGCAGAAUUCUUGGAUGGCCGUUUCCACAAGGAUGAGCCGGAGGAGAAGAUUUCGGAAACGAUGGAGGAUAGUGAAGUGUUUGAUAAACAGGAUCCGCACAUCUAUUGUGAGGGACUCCGUGUUGCUUCGGUCAUCUGUAAUAAUUUCCGUGUCGUAUUUGGUCAGAAUAAGGAAUUGAUUUGCGCUUUCGAUGCCAUCGAUAAGCUCACCAUGUGCCUCUGCACAAAUAUUACGCCGUAUAUUCCACAGGUUUCAACGUAAUCUUAAUCACACCCAGUCAAAAUAUACCUCAAGGAGAGAGCUACAAAGAGGCUUCACCCAUAUUGUACAAUUGGUAAAUUGAAAAAUUGCCAUCCCUUGUCUAUGGGUUACCCAAAAAAUAAUAAAAACAAUUCAAAAAUACAUUACACAUUGGUAUAUCCCAGGUCCAUCAAAGGCGGACUUAAAACUUGUUAUUCAACGAUUGUUGCCUUACUUUGAUUAUCAAUAAAAACUGAUUUAACUAUACAACCAA